AUAAACAUUUUCGUCGUGUUAGGAUCGGAGAAGCGCUAAAAUUUGUUUGUUUUGUUGUAAUAUGUGUUUUUGUAAUAUUAGAGAAGCAACAAAAUAUUAAUAUUAUUAAAAAAAUUACAAAAAUAUUUAAAAAAAAGAAACGCAAACAAAAUACAUUACACAUGCACAAGUAGGGGUAAACGAAAACCAUCAAAAAUGAGAACAUUUGCAGCAGCAACUACUAAUAAAUCUUGUGUGGAAAAGUCAUAAAAGUGUAUGGUUGAAAAAAAAAAAAUACACAAUAAAUUGUAAAUGAAAUUGAUUUUGAAGAAUGAUAAUUUAAAUGAAGAUUGUGAAAUUUAAAAUCGAUUUGAAACAAAAUAGAAGUAAAAACCUAAAACAAAACACACAAAAUACUCUGUGUAAUUGGUGGAAAACAAAAACGGGCCGGAGAAUGCCAACAAAAAAAAUGAAAAAAUUUUAGAAUAGUGGGGUUUCACCAAAACAAAGAAAAAUUUCACAAAAAUACAACAAAACCACUUAAUUCAAUACAAAAAAAAAAUAAAGCCAAUGGAAAUUACCUUGAUUUUGUUUUAAAAAUCGCAACCCUUGCAUGGAAAAAAAGCAAAAACAAAAAUAAAUUGAAUAUAACCCCUAAAACGCUAACACAAAUCAAAUUCUAAAUAAGAAAACAAAACAAAAGUGAAAAAGUGAUAAGGUUUUGGUUAAAUGAUUUAAAAAAAAUCCCUUUUAUCAAAAAAAAAAAAUUCGAUGUCAAUGAAAACCCGUUAACUAAAAAAUUUCCUUUUGAUCUGAAAUCAAGAGAAUUGCCUAUAACAAAAGCUUUGAAAGUUUUAUUUGCUUUUGCGUGAGUGUGUGUGUGUGUGUGUGUCAGUGCCGUGUUGUUGUCCUUGCUGUGCGUAGCCGUUCGUUGGUUCAUUCUUCGUUGGCUUACCUCAUACAACUGCAACUGCAACAAUUCAUCGCAACACCAAGGAGUUUGUUGCAGAUCAUCCGUUUUCUUUUUGGGGGAAACAAGACCAGACAGUCACUACAUAACACACAGGGUCCCCAAAAGCUCCUUAGUUCAAUUUAUACUCUGGACAUACAGACCGCCGCCAACACUUUGGGACCCUCAAAAGCACUCUUUGAAAUAACGCAAUUUUUGUUAUUACUUUUUGCGUUGGAUCGUAAUUUUUUUCCUUGGUUUCUACAUCUGCGGAUAUUACCUACCUUUUUGUCGCUGUUUUUUGCCGUUUAUCUUAGCUUUUGGCUUUUGUGGAUUUUUUAUUCUAUUUGCCCUUUUGGAAGCUGAACUCCCUCGUCGCCAUCAUCAUAGGCCAAUGAGUUGCAUGUCUUGUGCUUUGUAUUGGGAAAUCUAUGUGGGAUUAUAAACUCAACCCUUAAACUGGAGGGGCUACAAUGAGGCCAGAAGUAUACGAUGUUACCACAGUUUACACUCAAUGCCAGGAUUAUUUUUACUAUAAUAGUAAUGUUUGCUUUUGCAACAACAACAUGUUCAAAGAAAACAAACGAUUAUGUGAUAAUGUUAAAAAAUCACGAGAGGGCAUUGCAUGUAAAUGCCAGCGGCAAAGUGACAGCAUCAGAUAUAUCAUUAGCACAAUCCUUCACCAUGGAAAGUGUUGUCGAUAGCGAUAGCGACACUUUCAAAAUCGCUCUGUAUGUAAAAGAGGUCGACCUCUAUUUGUGCUUUCACAAAGAAAAAUUAAUGGGAAAGAAACAAUUAAAUCCCAAUUGUCAUUUCAUUGAAACUAUGGAUCAUGGCUAUUUUCUUUAUGCCAAUGCCUAUAAUAGUUCAUGGCGUGUGGGUUUUACACACAACUUUAAGCCCGUGGGACCCAGACGCAUGAAACGACCCAAUAUUAAGAAGCGAGCUUGUUUUCAAUUUGUCAAAAUCAAUGCAGAGGAUUUUGAUCGCGUUAUGUUUACCACCAGCAGCACCUCCUCAACCAGCACCACCACAACACAAGCACCACCAAACACCGCGAAGGAAUCACAAAUAUAUCGUACACGCAUCCAUCAUAGAGUGAGAAAUAAGGAGCUUGCCACAAGUAUUAAUGAAGACGAAAGAGAAGAGAAGAGAAAAGUGAGGAAGCAUGAACAGGAAGAUGUGGAGGAGGAGGAGGAGCCAUCCUCAAACUAUGUGGCCAAGAAACGUAAACACUUUCGAAAUCUGGCUGGAGCUGCAGAAAUGGAAAAUUGGCCUAGUGAGGAACAGGAACACGGAGCAGCACGUAGGCAUAGAAAUCAACAACAUCAUCAUCAUCAUCGUAAUCAUCACCAAUACCAACAUCAUCACAGAUUUUCGCAGUCUUUGGGAGAGCGUCAAGCGGAAGCAUCCUCUUUACCGCAGCCAAAAAACUUGAUACGACCUCAGCCGACGCACAAGGCUGGGGAAGAAGAGAGCAGAAGACGAAAAUUUCAAAGAGAAGAGCACGUAAGAAAAAGGCGUCUACACAACCAAAGAAAACGCAAGCAAAUCGAGUCACAUGAAAAUCCACAUCUAAUAUCCUCCGAGUCAACGCCAGCCCCAAAUUCAUCCUCACUUCCUCCACAUGCCAGCAGCAGUAGCUCUAGCACGGCCUCAGCCUCGGUGUCGGCCACCUCUUUGGCGGCUACAGUUUCGUUGGCACCUUCGGCCCUAAAUAUUGUGGCCAUGUUGGCUGCCAGCCGGCGGAAAAAAGCUCGAAGAAAGAAUCAAAACUCCGAAGAGGAGGAAGGUGAUGGUGAUGAUGAUGAUGAUGAAGAGGAUAGUGGGGCGGGCUCUGGGAAAAAACAAAAGCCUGUGGAUAUGCAAGUGCGUCAAAGUAAAGUAUCAAACUUUUAUGAUAGGCCUGCUGAGGAGCGCAGAAGUUACCAACAUGAGCAUAGCUACCAUCAAAAGCCAAAUAGCCCUCAACAACAACAACAACUUCCAGUGAUGAUGUUGUCUACAAGUAGGGGCGCUGCAGCGCCAUCUACAACACCUGAACAUAUUGUACAGCCAAAAAACCAUAAAUACUCAAAUAGUACCCCUAAGGAUAAUAGCAACAGUAACAACCACAGCAGCUGCAGCAACAGCCAUAGUCGAAGCAGUCGCAGCCGAAAAAAUAGCCAUAGUCCUAGUUGUACCCAUAGCCAUAAUAGUCACCAUAGCCAUAGCCAUAAUCAUAGUCAUAGUCAUAGGCAUAAUAAUUUAAGACAUGAGGUGUAUGCUCAUGACGCUGGUGCUCUCAGAGAGUAUGAGAGAGAGCAGCAUGUUCAAAAUGCUGCCCAUAGUAAUGUUAAUGCAAUACCUGCCUUGCCAAAUAACUUCAAUGAUAAUAUAUCGUCGCUUGAAAGCAGCUACAACAACAAUAAUAAUCAACAGCAGCAACAAAAACAACAACAAUAUUUAAAUGUUAUGACUGAUUUAAAAAAAACUCCUACAACUACUCCCCACACAUUUGCUCCCUAUAAACCUGCUUCACAUAAAGAAUUUCGCCCACAUUCCAAUGGCGCCGAUAUAGCAAGGCGGCGUCAUAAACGAGAUACUAGCCUAAUUCUUAACACAACUACUAGUCAGCAAAGUCGUCAGCAUCGUCGUGUUAGUCUUAGUAGCCACGAUGAUGAUGAUGGUGACGACCUCAGCAAUAAAUCCUUAACGGCUUUUUUCAAAGCAAAAGCCGAACAUCCACCAAGUGAUGCGAAUGACAACAACGAUGCGAGAGAAGCGACCUCUCCUCACAACGAUGAGAGCACUCUUCUUCUGCUGCAGAAAUACAACGAAGGCGGCGGCAGCGGCGGCGGCGGCGAUAAACAAACAAAUGAUAACAGCAAUGAGACGAAUGACAAUGGCGAGAGCAGCUAUGCUAUGGAUGUCAUUCAUAGCGAUGACGAUAACAAUAACAAUAACCGCUGGGUGAUGGUUGUUGAUAUCGAUAAUUCCAAUAGACUUUUAGAUGAUAAUAGUAAACACAUAAGAGAAGACAAUAAUUUUCAACAACAGCAGCAUUUGUUGGUAAAUCGCUUAAAGCUAAUUUAUCUAAAUAAUAAUCGAAUAAGUAAACAAGUUGAAGAUGAUGAUGAUGAUGAUGAUGACGAUGACGAAUCUAGCUCUAAUUCUAAAAUGAAUAUUCUAAAACAGCAACAACAACAACAACAAACUAAAAGCAUACGACAAUUAUUAAAGAAAAAUGUCCUAAGAGAUAAGCCAAACAAUAUAAAAAGCAGUACACCAAGUAGUCUUAAAUCUUCGGCAGCAGUAUCAGCAGCUGUAGUUGCCUCCAAGCAACGCCACCAACAAAGCUCGAAAAGCUUUAGCAGCAGCAUAUUUAUGAGAAAGCUAAAUGUCAACAGGCUUAACAGCCAUAAAUUAGAGGAGACAAAUGUUAAUAUUAGCCAUAAUGUUAUAAUAAUUAGUAACAGCAGUUUAUAUAAUGAUGCCUCCGUUAAAUCGCUUCACAUUGCUUACAAUAAUAAUAAUAAUAAUGUUAAUGACAACGAUAAUAAUGACAUUGAUGAGGCCACAAUGAAGACAUUAGCCCGAAGCCAGUACCACCACCCCCACCACCAUCAUCAUCAGCAAGCUGAGAUUGCACCUGCAUUGGCAACGGGCUAUUCCAUUGGCCAAAAUAUGUAUAGACAGCUUCAGCAGCAGCAGCAGCAGCAGCAGCAAUUUAUCGAUAAUAAAUAUGCUACCACUACAACUACUACUACAACUACUGCAACUACUAACACUAAUACUAUAAAUAAUAAUAAUAUUAAUCUUAUUAAUGUUCAUUAUAUUUAUGAUCAACUACACAAGAAUGAUGAUGUUAAUAUCGAUAUAAAGAAUACUGCUUAUGAAAGUUACCAAGUCGAUGAUGAUGAUGAUGAUGAUAAUGAUGUCGAUAAUGCCGUACAUAAAGGUUAUGCAAAAUUAAAACAAAAUGAAAAUAAAUAUGAAAAAAUUAUAGUACAAUACAGAUCUGUAGUUCAUUUUUUUGGGAAGAUCAAAACGAGGGAACCGAUAUUGGGGUAA
This is a messenger RNA of Stomoxys calcitrans (stable fly), 4981 nucleotides long. RefSeq names its product GATA zinc finger domain-containing protein 14. Lineage: Eukaryota; Metazoa; Arthropoda; Insecta; Diptera; Muscidae. The transcript has 5 exons. The record is from RefSeq and is a predicted model, not a curated record. The coding region runs from base 1421 to 4981 and encodes 1186 amino acids. Gene Ontology annotation, molecular function: growth factor activity.